GACAUCUGUGAUAACAUCUUCUAUAAAUCAAACUUUUUCAAGAAUUCUCUGAAGGAACCAAGUAGGCUCUUCGUACAUCAUGACUUAAUCUGAAUGCAAGAACAAGAAAUAGGAUUUAUUUUUAAAUAUGAUGAAGGGCUGUGUAUAAACACUGACCCUGACUCAAUUCUCAUGAGCAUUUUAGACAUGAGUUUACAUCGGCAAAUGGGUUCAGAUCGAGAUCUUCACUCUUCUGCUUCAUCUGUAAGCUUGCCUUCUGUUAAAAAAGCACCCAAAAAAAGAAGAAUUUCAAUAGGCUCUCUGUUUCGGAGGAAAAAGGAUAACAAACGUAAAUCAAGGGAGCUAAAUGGCGGGGUGGAUGGAAUUGCAAGUAUUGAAAGUAUACAUUCUGAAAUGUGUACUGAUAAGAACUCCAUUUUCUCUACAAAUACCUCUUCUGACAAUGGAUUGACUUCUAUCAGCAAACAAAUCGGAGACUUUAUAGAGUGCCCUCUGUGCCUUUUGCGGCACUCUAAAGACAGAUUUCCCGAUAUAAUGACUUGUCAUCAUAGAUCUUGUGUGGAUUGCUUACGACAAUACCUAAGGAUAGAAAUCUCUGAAAGUAGAGUUAAUAUCAGUUGCCCAGAAUGUACUGAACGGUUUAAUCCCCAUGACAUUCGCUUGAUAUUAAGUGAUGAUGUCUUGAUGGAAAAAUAUGAAGAAUUUAUGCUUAGACGGUGGCUUGUUGCAGAUCCUGAUUGUAGGUGGUGUCCAGCUCCAGACUGUGGUUAUGCUGUGAUAGCAUUUGGAUGUGCCAGCUGUCCAAAACUAACUUGUGGGCGAGAAGGCUGUGGAACAGAGUUCUGCUAUCACUGUAAGCAGAUUUGGCACCCCAACCAGACCUGUGAUGCUGCUCGACAGGAGAGAGCCCAGAGCUUACGUCUGAGAACUAUUCGGUCUUCAUCCAUUAGUUAUAGUCAGGAGUCUGGAGCAGCAGCUGAUGAUAUAAAGCCAUGUCCUCGAUGUGCUGCUUAUAUAAUAAAGAUGAAUGAUGGAAGUUGCAAUCAUAUGACAUGUGCUGUCUGUGGUUGUGAAUUUUGUUGGUUGUGCAUGAAAGAAAUUUCUGACUUACAUUAUCUGAGUCCAUCUGGGUGUACCUUUUGGGGGAAGAAACCCUGGAGCCGAAAGAAGAAAAUCUUGUGGCAGCUGGGAACCCUUGUUGGUGCUCCUGUGGGAAUCGCCUUAAUAGCUGGCAUUGCUAUCCCUGCAAUGAUUAUUGGCAUUCCUGUGUAUGUGGGCCGGAAGAUUCACAAUCGAUAUGAAGGCAAGGAUGUUUCAAAGCACAAACGGAAUCUGGCCAUAGCAGGUGGUGUAACAUUGUCAGUAAUCGUAUCUCCCGUAGUAGCUGCAGUGACUGUGGGCAUUGGUGUUCCUAUUAUGUUAGCUUAUGUCUAUGGCGUUGUUCCAGUUUCUCUGUGCCGAAGUGGAGGUUGUGGAGUCUCAGCAGGCAAUGGAAAAGGAGUAAGGAUUGAAUUUGAUGAUGAAAAUGAUAUAAAUGUUGGUGGAACUAACACAGCUGUAGACACAACAUCAGUAGCAGAAGCAAGACACAACCCUAGCAUAGGGGAGGGAAGUGUUGGUGGUCUGACUGGCAGUUUGAGUGCAAGUGGAAGCCACAUGGAUCGAAUAGGAGCCAUUCGGGACAACCUGAGUGAGACAGCCAGCACCAUGGCCCUUGCUGGAGCGAGCAUAACCGGGAGCCUGUCAGGAAGUGCCAUGGUAAACUGUUUUAACAGGUUGGAAGUACAAGCAGAUGUGCAAAAAGAACGGUACAGUCUAAGUGGAGAGUCUGGCACAGUCAGCCUGGGAACAGUUAGUGAUAAUGCCAGCACCAAAGCAAUGGCAGGAUCCAUUCUGAAUUCCUAUAUCCCAAUGGACAAAGAAGGCAGCAGUUUGGAAGUGCAAGUAGAUAUUGAAUCAAAGCCAUCCAAGUUCAGGCACAACAGUGGGAGCAGUAGUGUGGACGAUGGCAGUGCCACUCGGAGCCAUGCUUGUUCAUCCAGUGGCUUGCCCGAAGGUAAAGCCAGCGCCACCAAGUGGUCCAAAGAAGCAACAGCAGGAAAAAAAUCAAAAUGUGGUAAAUUGAGGAAAAAAGGUAACAUGAAGAUAAAUGAGACCAGAGAGGACAUGGAUGCACAGUUAUUAGAACAACAAAGCACGAACUCAAGUGAAUUUGAGGCUCCAUCCCUCAGUGACAGUAUGCCAUCUGUAGCAGAUUCUCACUCUAGUCAUUUUUCUGAAUUUAGUUGCUCUGACCUAGAAAGCAUGAAAACUUCUUGCAGUCAUGGUUCCAGUGAUUAUCAUGCCCGCUUUGCUACUGUUAACAUUCUUCCUGAGGUAGAAAAUGACCGUCUGGAAAAUUCCCCACAUCAGUGUAGCAUUUCUCUGCUUACCAAAACUGCUUCAUGUUCAGAAGUUCCACAACCAAGUCAUAUUGCUGAAGAACAUGGUAACAGUGGACUAAAACCUAAUGUUGAUUUGUAUUUUGGUGAUGCACUGAAAGAAACAAAUAAUAACCACUCACAUCAGACAAUGGAAUUAAAAGUUGCAAUUCAGACUGAGAUUUAGGCCCAUAAGUGCUGCAAAAAUAAUUACCGCUGAACAACCUUGGAUGGAGCUGGUUGAACUGUGUGUGACUGUAAGAUUUUGUGUUACCAGCAAACGCCAUUAUCAUAAUCAUAAUGCAGAUAUAUUUUCUGUGUUCAGCAGAGCAUUGUGUUUCAUGUGAAUCGUAAUUACCAAACUAUGAAAUGAAGGCUUUAAAAGUGCAUUAUUGUAAGAGUAAUAAAUCUUAAGAGCAAAGCAUGUUUUGUGUGCUUCUCACAAAACAUUGCUUGAUGCACAUACCUGUGUAUUUAGAUAGAAAUUUGGCUUAAUUUAUAAUCAAUAUAAAAUACUAAUGCAGUUCUACAGCAUUCUUAUAAAGAAAACUUGAGGCUUAGGGAAAAGUGGUUAGUGACAUUUUAUUGAAACCACUAAGGGACAUUUAGAAGAAUGUCAAGUUACUCUCAGUAUAUGAUAUUCUCUGUAACAUUUCUAUUCAUAACUGGACUAAAAUUUCUUUUUCUUCAUAUGCAAUGUGAAUACAUAAUGCUUAAUGCAGCCCUUUUGCAACCAUUGGAUACUUAGACACAUUGAGCAGGAUUGUGGCAGUUUUUGCACAACUUUGAAAUAAAAAUACCUGGUACUCUAUAUAUCUUGAAUAUUAUUGAUGCAAUUUUAGAAGAAAAGUGUAAAGGUAGAUAAUUAAGUGUAUUGACAACAACAAAUAAGGUAUAUAAAACUGCAAAAUAAUAUCCCAUUCGGUUUUAAGUGUUACCAAAACAAGUCAGCUUUUACUAAGGGGAAGUUUGUACCCUACUGCUUUUUGGUGCCUUUGGGAUAGACUGGGUUUUAAGGAUCUAGUCAUAUGAACAUUUUGCUCUAUUAUUAUCCAUAAUGUCCUCUUUAGUCACCUUGGAUUAUAUAGAAAAAUACAGGUCGUAGAUAAACGUGAAUGUGAUUAAUAACAGUGCUGAAAAAGUAUUAGCCUACCAAAGACACACUCAGGCUUUAGUGAAAAACUUCACAUAACCUCAGUUUUUAACACAUUUGUAUCUUUUCCAACCAUGAAAUCAAAGCAUGGUGCAGAGACUGUACCAAGUACACAAGGUCCGUGUAUGGUUGGCUUUGUAUCCUUUUGCUUUGUGUAUGAAGAUGUUCAGCUAGCAGAAGCAGAAGUUGGCCAAAAUACUGCCUUUACUGUUAACUUCCCAUAUAAUUCACUGUUAAUUAAAUCAGUUUAACCUCAAUGAUAACAGUUAAAAUGUUCCACUUAUGUGUUCCUUUAAGUAUUACCAUUAUGGUGCUACUGAGCAUUUCCUUUUGAGAAAAAGAAGCAUGUCAUGGGCUGCAAAUCUUCCAUCACUUUUCCUCACCGGGCCCAUUAAUAUGUUUAUAACACUAGUGCCAGCUCUUUUAUUUGAUAAUGCUUGUUACGGUAUUUGUAUAUUUGUUUGCAUUCCAGUUUUUUUCAGUAAUGAGUGUUCAACUACAUACAUGAAAUAAAUGUAAAUACUAAUGUAUUGCUGCCUUUUUGUGUGUGCAUAAAUAUUUUUAUAAAAACAAGAAUAUUCAGGGCCAGGGAUUUGGCUC
This is a messenger RNA of Fukomys damarensis (Damara mole-rat), 4173 nucleotides long. RefSeq names its product ring finger protein 19A, RBR E3 ubiquitin protein ligase (gene Rnf19a). The transcript is spliced from 9 exons. Gene Ontology annotation, molecular function: ubiquitin conjugating enzyme binding; zinc ion binding; ubiquitin protein ligase activity. The record is from RefSeq and is a predicted model, not a curated record. Gene Ontology annotation, cellular component: cytoplasm; ubiquitin ligase complex. Gene Ontology annotation, biological process: positive regulation of proteasomal ubiquitin-dependent protein catabolic process; protein polyubiquitination; ubiquitin-dependent protein catabolic process. Lineage: Eukaryota; Metazoa; Chordata; Mammalia; Rodentia; Bathyergidae. Bases 94 to 2607 code for a protein of 837 amino acids.